AUGCAAAAGGUGACAGCAAAGCUGCCGUCUUGGGACCAGACCAAGACAACAGGCAAAAAGGGGUUUGACCAGGGCAAAAAGGGCUUCGACAAGGUCUGGGGAUGGGCGGACAAGCUUGGGGCUCCGGUGAACCGGCUGUCAAACCGGAUUGGCAGCGAGGCCUUUUGGCCAACAACGUUGGACAAGGAAAGCGACAAGGCGGCACGCAUAUUGCGAUCGUUCUGCAAGGAUGGCUUCUACACUGAAGAGGUGCAGCAGACGACGGCGGAUGGGCCCAAACAGAAGCAGCGUGUGCUUAAGAAGAUUCCGCAGCGGGUGAUCCAGAACGCCGUUGGACUGGCCAUCUUCACCACCAUGAGGACGGGUCUUUGGGUGUCGGGUGCUGGCGGGUCAGGCAUCCUGGUCGCACGAAAGGAGGAUGGAUCCUGGUCGCCGCCCUCGGGAAUCCUGCUGCACACGGCCGGACUGGGCUUUCUGGUAGGCGUGGACAUCUACGACUGCGUGCUGGUGAUCAACAACAGGAAGGCGCUCGAGGCAUUUACUAAGAUCCGCGCUACGCUGGGCGGCGAGAUCAGCGCUGUGGCCGGACCCGUGGGAGCCGGCGGUGUGCUAGAGAACGACGGCAAGUGGAAGCAGGCCAACCGGCCGGUCUUUACGUACCUCAAGUCGCGCGGCUUCUACGCCGGCGUCCAGGUCGACGGCACCAUCGUGAUCGAGCGCACUGACGAGAACGCGCGCUUCUACUGCGGAACGGUUGGCGUGACUGACAUUUUGGCCGGCCGAGGCGUUGCUGCCCAUCCGCCGUCCGAGAUCCGGAUGCUGAUGGAGACGCUCAAAGCAGCCGAGGGCCGUACCGACGUCGACUCUGAUUUGAUGGACGAGCUCGAGGGCCAGCCAGCGCCUGGUGACGUUAGCGUCGAUGCGCCGGGCACCAACGACAAGGCCGAGGAUGGUAGCUCGCUCUUUGGCAUCCCCGACCCGGAAGACCCAGACCCCUACGGUGUGCUCGCAUUGGAGAAGGAGGGCCUCGAGGUGCGCGACGCUAUCACUCGCUCACGUCCGUCCAGCCAGCAGUUCGAGUUCAACCCCAGUCCAAGCAGCCCCAUCUACGGCCGUUUUCACCGUCUUAGCGUCGUACCAAGUCUGGCCGUUCCAGCCGAUGGGCAUACCGCCGGCGACAUCACUUCGGACGAGGAGAAGAGUGUGUACGAGGAUGUAGCCGAGCCGGCUGACCUUGUUGCCCCGACGGACCCGCAUACACCCCCAGCAGGCGCUACACCUUACAGCGACAACCCGUGGGAAACGGAGAAGCCCAGUAGUGUCACAACUACAGAAAACCCGAUUGUCGAAGCACGGCCACCUGUCACACCCACUGCCGUCCUACCAAGAGGUCCCCCACCACCACUACCACCGAGAAACAGCAUGCACGUCAAGCUAGAGCUUGAAGAUGUCAGUCUGCAGGAGGAAAUACCGGAAACAAGCAAUGAGGUGACUGUAACGUAG
Grosmannia clavigera kw1407 is the source of this 1503-nucleotide messenger RNA. Its product is annotated as duf500 domain containing protein. The coding region runs from base 1 to 1503 and encodes 500 amino acids. The transcript has 3 exons. NCBI's taxonomy places the organism in Eukaryota, Fungi, Ascomycota, Sordariomycetes, Ophiostomatales, Ophiostomataceae. Gene Ontology annotation, molecular function: phosphatidylinositol binding. The record is from RefSeq and is a predicted model, not a curated record.